Sesamum indicum (sesame) is the source of this 2592-nucleotide messenger RNA. RefSeq lists its product as uncharacterized. Gene Ontology annotation, biological process: regulation of DNA-templated transcription. The record is from RefSeq and is a predicted model, not a curated record. Gene Ontology annotation, molecular function: sequence-specific DNA binding; DNA-binding transcription factor activity. NCBI's taxonomy places the organism in Eukaryota, Viridiplantae, Streptophyta, Magnoliopsida, Lamiales, Pedaliaceae.
UAAUAAUGUUUACUUGGUCCAAGUCAAUUCUUCUGCUUUCUUCCCACUGAGUGCACAACACAACAAUCUCACUCUGUACGUAAAACCUCCCUCCUCGACGCCCCUUCCUCCUCCCCGACGCCUGCCCCCCUCUCUCCGUCGGAGAUGAUUAAACCUCAGAUGAAUUGAUUAUGUCAUCUGUUACUUCUUCAACGGUUACUACAAGGGAAGACGUGUUGCAUGCAGUUUCUUUUGAAGAGCUGCUGCAGAAGCAGGACACUGACGCCAGAUUUUAUGAACUAGGAUUGAAUCUAUCUCGAAAAUUCCCUAGGUGGUGUAUUAGUGGCACUGCAGAGUGUGAGAACUAAGCUACUCUGAGGAACAUAAGAAAUUUUAUUAUCUGUGAGAAAAUAUCUGGUGACAUGCAGCAGGCAAACAGUCAACAUGAUGUCAGCCAAAAAUCAAACUCCUGCACACUGCCUGAGAAAGAACCGAGUGCAUUAUGGCUGAAACAGAAUUCUGAGAGUGGUAACCAUGCGUCACACUUGGAUGAGGUCUCUCCAGCAACCAGACGAGAACCUUAUGAUUCCCCUCAAAGACAAAGCUCUGAAGAAGAAAGAACUGUAUCUUGUGAGAAUAAGAAGGAUACAGCUAUGCUGAUGCAGAAACCAGUUUCAAAUCUAAAGUUUCCUGCACAGGACUCAAAGCCACCCCUGGUCUCUCAUCUUGUGAGAGAUGAGAGAACUCUGGCAAAGCUGCAGCCAAGGAGGAACUUGGAUGCUGGAAUUCAUAGGUCACCAUCUGAUCAAGGAAGUUUUCCACCUCAAGAUUUCUCUAAAAUCCUGAAAGAUGAACCUGAUAAUUUGCAUCUCAGACAGAGCCCUGAUUCUGGUGUCCAAAAUUCUGGAAAGUGUGAAGAAAGAAAUUCUUCGGUGAAGAAGGAGAUGGCUUCAGAUAUUUUGCUACCAGCACAAAUUCUCCAAGGGGUGCCUGCUUCUCAAUCUGAGAAACAGGAGCUGACUUCUUCCACCAGAGCUGAAAAAGCUGUGGAGAAACUGCAGCCCAGGCGAAACCCAGAAACUGGAGUUUGUAAUUCACAGUCUUAUCAAGUGGGCGUUCCUUUGAGUACAUCCAAAAAAUUGUCCACUAUACCGAAAGAAGAACAAGCACCUAAUAGUUUGCAGCCUAGACAGUGUUUAGAUGCUAGAAAUCAUGAAGUAGUGAGCAAAGAAGAAAAAUGUACUCAUGUGAAAACGGAGGCGGUCUCAAAGAAUUUGGUAAAAAUGUCAAGUGUAAGCGUUGGGGUGGCUGUGCCACAGUAUGAUCAAGAAAAGUUCACAUAUUCUACGAAGUCUGAGAAAGUGGAGAAAUUGCAGCCUAGGAGAAACCCCGACCCUGUAGUUCCGGGCUCUCAGUCUGAUGCUGAAAGCACUCCCUCUAAAGUACUAGAAAAAGGAUCAGAUGAUGGCUAUAACUGGAGAAAAUACGGGCAGAAGCUAAUAAAAGGAAAUGAGUUUAUUCGAAGCUAUUAUAAGUGUACUUACCCCAAUUGCCAGGCUAAAAAGCAAGUUGAGAAAUCGCAUGAUGGCUGUAAGACAGACAUUAAUUACCUUGGGCAGCAUCAUCAUCAAAAACCACAACAUAGUCCCCAAGUAACCUCUGCUUUUCAAGUACGAGUACCAGAGACACCAACUGCGACUGCAUCUAAAGCUGAUGCUGAGCCCAUCAUUGACCAUCACAUUUCGAAUCAACAUACGGCCCCAACUGAAACCUCAGGUCAAUCUACUGUUGCAAGAAGUGCUGAUAGUGUGGCCAGAAGUGCUCCCUGUUCAAACAAUGAUAGUAAUGAUAAAGAUGAUCAGCCUGACUCUAAACGACAGAAGAAAGAAAUUACUUCUGCAGAUGACAAUGGGCUGAAUAGACCUAAUAGUGAUUCACGGCAUGUGGUCCAAACUUUGAGUGAGGUUGAUAUAGUUAAUGAUGGAUACCGCUGGCGUAAAUACGGGCAGAAAUUGGUUAAAGGCAAUCCAAACCCACGGAGUUACUACAGGUGUUCUAAUGCUGGUUGCCCAGUUAAGAAACAUGUGGAAAGAGCUUCUCAUGAUUCAAAAGUAGUUAUUACAACAUAUGAAGGACAACAUGACCACGACAUGCCCCCUUCUAGGACUGUAACCCAAAGUAUAGCUAGGGAUGAUGCUAAUAUGAUGACCGCAAUCGGUGAGUCCAGAUCCAAACCUGAAGAGAACAAUCCCGUUUCCCUUGAAAUGGUUGUUCAUGUUAGUGCAAACUGAACAAGAAAUUCUUAUGCAGGAUUUCCAGUAGUGUCCUCAAGUUAGAUGCUGAUGCAGGACAUCAGUCAAAUUAUUAUCAGCAUGAUUCGCUUCUGUUAUCUUCUCGUUCUUUAUCAUUGUAUCUUGGGGCAGUGAGAUUUUUCUGCUUUUACAAUGGAGACUAGCUAUUGGAUAACUUAUUAAAUCUUUGCAGGGAGUGGAAUAACUGUAUUGAUUGUAUAAAUUACUCAAAUGAGAUGAUAAAUACAGUGUAGGUCUUCCCUAUUGUAAAUAUUCUUUGCUUAGAUGAUGUUGCCUUUUAAUCUGAGCUUAUAUUUGAAUA